UCACCUGUGAGUCUGCAUCCUUAUCUCUCAUCUCAAUCCUCUAUAAAAACAAACAAAAAUCAAUGCACAUAUUUAGACUACCAAACAACCUGCUUCUGCUGCAAAAUCUAUAUUAUUUCUCUCAUCUAAUUUGCAUUCAUCAACAACAAUUCAUCAGGUUUUAUCGGAUUUGGAUGAGAUGAUGAGUAUGAAAGCUGUGAAAUUGUUGCUGCUGCUGUGUGUUAUCUGCUUCAGUGUGGUAUCUAAAACAGUGAUUUGUGAACCUCCGCCUACUUGUCCUGCUAAUCUUGAUGAUGGCGAAUGCGGGUCGGAAGAUUCAGGUGAAUGGGAAGGGGAGUUCUUCCCUGGCAUUCCCAAAAUUAAGUAUGAGGGACCGACUAGCAAGAAUCCACUUGCGUAUAAAUGGUACAAUCCCAACGAGGAGAUUCUUGGGAAGAAUAUGAAGGAUUGGCUGCGAUUUAGUGUUGCUUUUUGGCACACGUUUCGUGGAACCGGGGGUGACCCGUUUGGUGCGCCCACUAAGAUGUGGCCGUGGGAAGACGGUACUAAUUCUCUAGCCAUGGCUAAACGAAGAAUGAGGGCUAACUUUGAGUUUCUUGAAAAGCUCGGUGUGGACAGAUGGUGCUUUCAUGACAGAGACAUUGCUCCUGAUGCCGAAACAUUGGAGGAAACUAAUGCAAACCUGGAUGAAGUUGUAGCUCUUGCGAAAGAACUUCAGGGGACCAAGAUCCGUCCUUUAUGGGGCACAGCUCAGUUGUUUAUGCAUCCCCGCUAUAUGCAUGGUGGCGCCACCAGCCCUGAAAUCGGAGUCUAUGCAUACGCUGCAGCUCAAGUUAAGAAAGCAAUAGAGGUUACACAUUAUCUCGGGGGUGAGAAUUACGUCUUUUGGGGCGGUCGUGAAGGUUAUCAGACUCUUCUCAACACUGAUAUGGAGAGAGAACUUGAUCAUAUGGCACGCUUUUUUGAAGCUGCUGUAGCUUAUAAAAAGAAGAUUGGAUUCAAUGGAACACUUCUUAUUGAGCCUAAGCCUCAAGAACCGACAAAGCACCAAUAUGAUUGGGAUGCUGCCACAUCAGCUAAUUUCUUACGAAAAUAUGGACUUAUAGGAGAAUUCAAAUUGAAUAUUGAAUGCAACCAUGCUACUCUAUCUGGGCACAGUUGCCAUCAUGAGCUUGAAACUGCAAGAAUCAAUGGGUUACUAGGUAAUGUUGAUGCAAACACCGGUGACCCUCAAGUAGGUUGGGACACAGAUCAGUUUUUGAUGGAUGUUAAUGAAGCCACUUUGGUUAUGCUUAGUGUUAUCAGAAACGGUGGACUUUCGCCUGGCGGGUUCAAUUUUGAUGCCAAAUUACGAAGGGAGAGUACAGACGUUGAGGACAUAUUUAUUGCUCAUAUAGGUGGAAUGGAUACACUUGCACGCGGCCUUCGUAAUGCUGCAAAGCUGAUUGAGGAUGGUUCUUUGGAUAAGCUCGUUCGCAAGAGAUAUCAGAGCUUUGAUACAGAGCUCGGUGCCCAAAUUGAGGCUGGAAAAGUUGAUUUUGAAUUGCUAGAAAAGAAAGCUAUGGAAUGGGGAGAACCGGAAGUUCCUUCUGGCAAACAGGAACUUGCGGAGAUGCUCUUCCAAUCUGCAAUGUAGGUUAGAUUUUGACUAGAAAUUAGUAGGUUAAGACGGUGAAAUAAGGCGUUUUCGUGCAGUGCUUCUGUAUAUUUGGUCUCUUCUAAGAUUCUUGCAAAGUAUGAAUGUUUUAUUUGACUAGUGUGUUGGUUAGCCUUUGGCGAGGAUGUUUCUAUUUGAAUGCAAAUCCUGGCUAGCCACUUCCUUCA
Helianthus annuus (common sunflower) is the source of this 1824-nucleotide messenger RNA. RefSeq names its product xylose isomerase. Gene Ontology annotation, biological process: carbohydrate metabolic process. The transcript is spliced from 21 exons. The record is from RefSeq and is a predicted model, not a curated record. NCBI's taxonomy places the organism in Eukaryota, Viridiplantae, Streptophyta, Magnoliopsida, Asterales, Asteraceae. Bases 179 to 1636 code for a protein of 485 amino acids. Gene Ontology annotation, molecular function: xylose isomerase activity.